Messenger RNA from Trifolium pratense (red clover), 3039 nucleotides. RefSeq names its product pentatricopeptide repeat-containing protein At2g27800, mitochondrial-like. Gene Ontology annotation, molecular function: protein binding. The coding region runs from base 1354 to 2616 and encodes 420 amino acids. The record is from RefSeq and is a predicted model, not a curated record. NCBI's taxonomy places the organism in Eukaryota, Viridiplantae, Streptophyta, Magnoliopsida, Fabales, Fabaceae. The transcript has 4 exons.
GAAAUGAGAAAGGCGUGUGUUUUUUGCUGCACCAGGCUGAGGCUGAGCACACCGGAACCCAACCCGGACGUGUUGCCGUAAACUUAACCGUAAUGAAUAAUCGUGGAUAGGUCCGAACUUUGUAAGUGGAGCGAGAUUGGUUUCUGAGUUUUUUUGGGUCUCUUUGGUCAAAAACAACCAUAACACACGCAAUCCACCCACCCACCCCUCUCUCUCUCUCUCUCUGCCGUGAUUCCAAACCCUAAUCGCCACCACCCAAUUCUCAAUUCUCCUUCAUCAAUUCGAUUCAUUCUACUUUGAUCUCUCAAUUUUCUGUUACUUAAUUCGAUUCAUUUUCAUUUUUUUUUAUUUCAAUUUCAUCAGAACGGUGCCACAACUAUGCGUUUAGCUUUGCUCUAGAUUUUUCUUGAUUCACUUUCUGCUCAAUUAUUAGGUUUGAGGAUAUGGAUUUGGUAGCUGGUGUUAAGGAAAAAUUGACAUAUUUUCGUAUAAAAGAGCUCAAAGAUGUGCUGACUCAGUUAGGACUUUCAAAGCAGGGAAAGAAGCAGUCCUGAAGUUAAUAUGAUGUCUUGGAGUUUUUGGAUGAUAUGAUAAUGCCAGUGCUCUGUCUUCUGUAGGACCUUGUCGAUAGGAUAUUGUCCAUUAUUUCAGAUGAACAAGGUAAACUUAUACACAAAUUCAAACCUUCAGGGUCUAAUUCUAUCUUUAUGCUGCUAUACUAUGCUUUUGUGUUUGGGUUGUGAUGAUAAUAACUAAGCAUUGGAAGUUUCAACAAUAAAUGCAUAUGUAAAAUGUAGAUGUCAUGGAACAUUUACUAAGUUGGCUAUAUUUGCAAUGUUUUAUAUAUCUCUUCCAAUAUCCCAUUGAAAUAGUAAUUAUAGUUAUAGUUAUUGUUGUAUUUGUCUUCGGUUCACUUUGAUGGAAUCUUAGGACAUGGCCCUAAUUUUUUUCUCUCACCCAACGGUAAAUCCUCCUUGUUGAACAGUUAAAUUCAAGCUGUUUGCUUUCAUCCGGGCAGCUGUUUGUGCCCAAAUUUCAUUUAUUUCGCCGUUCUCUCUUAUUUUUUUUUUCUUGAUUGCCGUAGUCUAAUACUACAUCCAGUUCUUUAUAUAAGAGACAUAUGGGUCAGCAAAAGUUAUUGUAUUUGGUCCAUAAUAUUGGUUAUAUUCGAACAUAUAGCAUUUAUUGCAUUGUGCAUCUAGUUAAUUUUGUGAUUUCCAAUGUUAAUGUACCCUUCUCACUUAUUGUUUUUUCCACAUUAAAUUUCAAUUUAAUUUAGGUUAUUUUUACAUAGGUUGUGAAUCGUCGUGACUCAGAACAAAAAGAACCAGUUUCAUUGCUCACUACACAAAAAUGUUAUCUUUUGGUAGAAAUUGCUUCAAAUAUUGUAGUACCCACUUCACCUCAAAUGAAAACCUAUGUUUGCAGAAGAAAUUUCCUAAGCUAUUUGGGGAAAAUUCUCAAUUUUCUGUUUUGAUUCCACUUAUUUGCAUAAAUUCUCAUUAUCAUUCAACUAAAGCUCCUUCAAGGUCUUAUAGAAGAAGAGCUCGAAAUCGGUUUUUGAAAGCCAACAAACCUAUUCUUGACCAAGCAAAGUUUCAAUUUGCACAGUCUCAACUUCUCCCUAGGUUCACUCCUGAAGAAUUAUGCAAUGUUAUUGCUAAUCAACGUGACCCGUUGGUUUGUUUAGAACUUUUUCAUUGGGCGUCUCACCAGCCUAGGUUUCGACACGAUGUGUCCACUUUUCAUGUUACUGUAAAGAAGCUCGGUGAUGCAAAAAUGUACCAAGAAAUGGAUGAUAUUGUGAACCAAUUGCUUGCGGUUCCAUCUAUUGGGUCCGAGGCGUUGUUUAAUAUGAUCAUAUAUUAUUUCACUGAGGCGCGGAAGUUGACUAGAGCUGUUGUUGUGUUUAAGCAUAUGAAGAGUAGUAGAAAUCCAAAUUUCAGUUUUAGGCCUUCGAUUAGAACAUAUAAUAUUCUUUUUGGCGCACUUUUGAGUAAAGGAUACAACACGGAUAUAAACCUUGUGUAUAUGGAAACUAUGAGAGGUCUAUUUAAGCAAAUGGUUAAUGAUGGGAUAGAACCUGAUGUUUUUUCAUUAAAUUCUAUGAUAAAAGGUUACGUGCUUUCUCUUCAUGUUAAUGAUGCGUUAAGGAUAUUUCAUCAGAUGGGUGUGGUUUAUGAUUGCCAACCCAAUUCUUUAACUUAUGAUUACUUGAUUCAUGGGUUGUGUGCCAAAGGAAGAACAGAGAAUGCCAAAGAAUUGUAUCAUGAAAUGAAGACUAAAGGUUUUGUCCCGAAUAGUAAAACUUAUAAUUCGCUUGUCAGUUCUUUGGCACUCGUCGGAGAAGUUGAGGAGGCAGUAAAUUUUCUAUGGGAGAUGACUGAAAAGCAAAGAUCAGUUGAUUUUAUUACAUAUAGGACUGUAUUGGAUGAGAUAUGUAGACGAGGAAGAGUUGAAGAGGCCAUGAAGUUUUUGCAGGAGUUGCAAGAAAAGGACCUUGUAGAUGGCCAUACUUACAGGAAGCUUCUGCACGUGCUUGAAGAUGAUUAUGGGAAUUCAGAAAACAGAAUUGAUUCAGGUCCAGCUUUAAUUCCACCCGGAAAAUCUUGGUAAACUAUUGGAUCUGUUUGGCACAAAGUCCUCAUAAUUCAUAAGGUGCAGAGUUUGUCAGAUCUUAGAAUCCAAAGAAAGGGCCCUUCUGAGAAAUGUAGCUGACUUCAAGGUUGAAAACUUGAAUCGAGUAUGGAUCCAUUCUUUCAACUGCAAAACCUGAACAUAGUUGUGUGUGAGCUCAUUGUAAUGAACCUGGAUGAUCAGAUUUGUUAUGGCUUGAAAUUGGAUCCUACUAAAAUUCUUGAAGAAGUUACUGCUUCUUGAUCAAUAUAGACAAUUGACUUUGCAAUAUGCUUUUGGUGGUAGUGUAAUUUCCAGAAUAAUGGUUAGACAGGGUUGUAUAAGAUAAGAUAUCUCUGCCUUGCAUUCUCUGCCGUCUAAAACUAGAUUGGUUAUCAACCUUGAUAGAAAUUCCUUCCAUAA